GUUGCGAAGCACUGCGCCUCUGGGCACCGCCCAUUGACCGCAUGAAUAAAGGACUGUCUUACCUAUAUCGACCAUUCGUAUAGGAUCCCUUGAAGUUGAAAAUCUGGUAGCCUGAUACUGGCGAUUAUUGCAACCAAUGCGAGGCACAACCGUCGACAUCCUAGAUUAAGGUAGUAUAUAUACCACCUCUGAAUCGUCUCGUCGCAUCAGCGCCCAUUGCCGAGACCCAUCCAUAAUUAAUCGCCGUGCAUAAAUCUCGGCGACUUUCCAUCCUUCCUCGCAAGAUAACGACGUCCAUCUCACUACACAUCUCAAUUUAAGAGUUUUACCAUAAUGGGAAAAUCAAAAUCAGCAACCACCAACACCACAACACUGACCAAUGCCUCGCCCACCAUCCGCCGCUCCGCACUGACCGAGUGCUCUCUGUCCCACCUCACUCCCUCGGACUAUAUCGCCCGGAGCGUCCUCACGGCUGUCACCAUCACCGGCGUGGGUGGCAUCGACAGAACCACAGCCUCAACCUCGGCGUCAACUUCCGCCCCAGCCUGUUCAUCCAAUCCAUCAGCAACGAUCAGCCGCUCCACCUGCACCAGCUGCACCAUCGCACACUCCCACCUGCAUCACUGCAUCUUCGCCAACUGCACCCUCACCAACGUCUCCUCCAGCAAAUUCGUGCAAGCCGACCACUGCACUCUAGAGAAUGUCAUCUCGCUCCGGAGAUGCACCCUCAGCGACUCGAUCAUCGGCGAGUGGUCGUGGAUGACGCGCUGCGAGGUGAGAGCCUCGAAGAUCGGAGGCGGGAGUGCUCUGCGGCGGAGUACCAUCGGCGACUGUCGCGUGACGGGCAGCCGGUUGAAGAAGGCAAGGCUCGUGAACUGCGAGGUGAAAGGGUGUGUGAUUGACAAUACUGAUCUGAAGGGGCUGGUGGUCAAGAAUGGGGUGUGGAAGAAUGGAAGCUUGGUGGGCAGGGUCGACCAGAGUAAGGAUGUAGUGGUUGUGAGCAGGGAUGGGAAGGAUAAGGUAUGUCGGGUCCCGUCUGCGAUCCUGCAUAGAAUUCCUAAGCAUGGGCUAUGCUAACGAAGACUUUAUGGCAGAAGAUCGAUAACGCGGUCGGAACGAAGGGAAUCGUAGCUGAGAAAAGGAGCAUGGAAAGGGACCUGGUUGAAAGUAGUGAU
Aspergillus brunneoviolaceus CBS 621.78 is the source of this 1175-nucleotide messenger RNA. RefSeq lists its product as uncharacterized. The record is from RefSeq and is a predicted model, not a curated record. The coding region runs from base 334 to 1077 and encodes 247 amino acids. Lineage: Eukaryota; Fungi; Ascomycota; Eurotiomycetes; Eurotiales; Aspergillaceae. The transcript has a single exon.